Molecule: messenger RNA, 1089 nt
Organism: Cinclus cinclus
Lineage: Eukaryota; Metazoa; Chordata; Aves; Passeriformes; Cinclidae
Gene: L3HYPDH
Product: trans-L-3-hydroxyproline dehydratase
Exons: 5
Coding region: 1-1089 (362 amino acids)
Molecular function (GO): hydro-lyase activity
Source: RefSeq, a predicted model, not a curated record
AUGGCGGAGCGGGGCGGCGGUGACGGUGGCGGAGCGGGUCGGGCGCUGCCGCCGCACUCGCCCUCGGGCGUGGUGCUGCAGACGGUGGAGAUGCACACGGGCGGCGAGCCGCUGCGUAUCAUCCCGCGGCUGGAAGCGGCGGAGCAGGCGGCGGGGCUGUCGCUGCUGUCGCUGCGGCGGGAAGUGGCGGCCAGGCAUGACCACGUGCGGCGGGCGCUGAUGCACGAACCGCGCGGCCACGCCGGCAUGUACGGGGCCGUGGUGGUGCGCGGCGCGGCGGCCGCUGAGGGCGCGCACCUGGCGGUCCUGUUCCUGCACUGCGCCGGCUACAGCGCCAUGUGCGGCCACGCCGUCAUGGGACUCGGCCGCUUCGCCCUCGACUACGGGCUGGUGCCGGCGCCCACCCGCCCCGAGACCGCCGUCCGCCUGCGCUGCCCCUGCGGGCCCGUCACCGCCUUCGUGCCCUGGGACGGCCACCGCAGCGGCAACCCCGUGCGCUUCCACAGCGUGCCCGCCUUCGCUGCUGCCACCGACUUGGCCAUUGAUGUCCCUGGCCAUGGGGAGGUGGUGGUUGACAUCGGUUACGGUGGCACUUUCUAUGCCUUCCUCAGCGCUGAGCAGCUGGGCCUUGAUGUGUGCUCUUCAAAGACCAGAGAUCUUGUCAGUGCAGCGAGUGCAGUGACAGAAGCAGUGAAGAAACAGUUCAAGCUUCAUCACCCUGAGAGUGAAGACCUGGCUUUCCUCUAUGGCACCAUAUUGACAGACGGGAAAGAUGCCUUUAGUGAGGAGCCCACCACCAACAUCUGUGUGUUUGCAGAUGAACAGGUUGACCGAUGUCCGACAGGUUCAGGGGUGACAGCUCGCAUUGCCCUGCAGUACCAUAAGGGACUCAUCCAGCUGGAACAGACCAGAACCUUCCGGAGCAGCACCACGGGCUCCUUGUUCACUGGGAAGGCAGUGAAGGAAGCCAAGUUUGGGAGCUACAACGCUGUCAUUGUGGAAGUCUCAGGAGAAGCCUUUUACACUGGUUCAGCCACCUUCACUGUCGAAGAGGAGGACCCACUGAAACAUGGCUUCUUCUUCAAGUGA